This is a messenger RNA of Saprolegnia diclina VS20, 2097 nucleotides long. RefSeq lists its product as hypothetical. The record is from RefSeq and is a predicted model, not a curated record. Bases 28 to 1980 code for a protein of 650 amino acids. NCBI's taxonomy places the organism in Eukaryota, Oomycota, Saprolegniomycetes, Saprolegniales, Saprolegniaceae. The transcript has 2 exons.
UUUUGGACGGCCAGUUCGCGUCCGUCCAUGAUGAGGCAGUGGCUAGCGGUCGCGCUCGCGUCCGCAGCGAUAGCGGACCUGCCUCCGGGAGCGCUGGCACUGUCGCCGCCGGUCCCGCUACUCCUCCCCGUCUACAUCGGUGACGCUCCGCUGGUCGUCCCACUGCCGCUGCCAUUGAUCGUUGAAGACAACCGAGACGCACUGCAGCAGCACUUGGCCGACUUUUGCGCUGCGCACGGCCUGCCAAGCACGCGCUGCAAGGUCGUGUUCGAGGCGCUCACGACGGCUGCGUGGGCCACGGAUGAGAAGGCCGUCUUCCUCGUCGUCAACGACCUCCUAUGGCAGUGGGUCGACAUGCCGGCAGAGAGUCUCGCCAGUCGUAUCUGCCACUACGUCGCGGUCCAAGCCAACCACCCGCACAUGCUCGAUCCGUCCAUGUGCCUCACGACGCUCGAGCUUGCCUUUGCGCGCACAGAAGCCUGGAAGCGUAUGCGCAAGGCCGGUCUGUCCAUGACCUACUCACCGACUCCGACCAACAACAUUUCCGACCCAUCGGCGCCGAGCGUCGAGAAUGUCGCCAUGGUCAUCAAAGAGAUCGACAGCGCCGACCUCCUCGACACAACGACCGACCUGCCAACGACGUACCCAUCGGUCGAAGGCUCCGCUCUCAGCGCCGUCUCCGAGCCAGCGCUCGACGCUCAGUCUUUGCCGACGACCGCGGGCGCCGGUGGCGACGACGCAAGCCUCGGUGUGCAUGCCCCUGUCGUUGAGCGCUCUGCAGACGACGACGUUCUCGAGGUCACGGAUCUGGACGAUGAAGAGUCAGUUCCGACCGACAUACCCAUGUCGCAGCCCCUUCUGGCUGGCCCCAUGACCCCAAUUGUUACUGCUGCGCCGGAAUCCGGAGCAACGAUCGGCGACAGUGCAGUUGCUGACGACCCGGUACACCAAGCCGACGACGACGACCAUGGUCGAGCGAUCCUUGUCGUGGCGCCCGCCGAGUCGGCGAUUGUCGAAGACGCGCCGCCAGCAACCGUUCAGGGUGCUACACCCAUCGAAAACGAUGGGCAACGCAGCUACAAUGACGACACGACGACGACAAAGACGGCGCUGGUGACGCCGGCGCGGCCCGUGUCGAGCGGCAGGUACCUCCACCACGCCGUCUUGGACCGCACUCGAGGCAACUUGACCAGAUCCUCGUUGGACGACACGAGCAUGCCGCAGUGCGCCAUCGAGCUCCUUCCGGCCGUCGACGCCGACGUGCUCCUCGUGACGCCUGCCGCGCCGAUCCUUGUCGACGCCAAAGGCCUUGGCAGCUGCGCGCCGCCAGUCGCCGACCAUGCGUCGCCGCUGCUUAUCGUCCUCUGGGCCAUUGUGCUCAGUAUCAUUGCGCUCCUCUGGCGACGCAAUCUCCUCGCGGCCGCGCAGCUCGAAGUGUGCGCCGCCGAGAUCGCCCGCCUCCACGCCGCGCAAGCAGCGGCGACGCAGGAGGCCUGCGCCGACAAGGAGGCGCUUGCGAUCGCACUGCAAGAGCCCACAACGUUGCGGCACCAGCUCGCCGAGGCCACCGCGCGCCUGGCUUCGCUCCAAGACGAGACCGACGCGCUCGACAGCAGUCGCCGCGCUGAAAUGAACGUGCUGCGCCAGCAAAUUGCCAGCUACGAGGCCCUCGUCGCUGAGAAGGACCGCCAGCUUGCUGCACAAACCGCCCUCGCGUCUGUACCCGAAGAAGAGAGCGUGGCCAUGCCUGCAUCUCUCGACGAAGUCGACAGUGGCGCCGCCUUGCCCGCGACGAUGGUUCGUCAGAGCAGCAGCCUGCUGGACACUGUUAUUAGCAACCAGGAGGCAAACACGCGGCCAAAGCACAGCCGGUUCGGGUCGGCCGCACGCACCAUCGCCCUUGGCUGGAGUCUGAUGCACAUGCCAAAGGCGUCGACGACGGCGCCUGCCCCAGGUUCCGACCUCGCGACCGCAGCCUAGUCGCUCACGCGCCUUGCUCUCUGUACGUAGCUUCGUAGCACCAAGGCUCCAUUGUUAUCAUCAUAAACCCCAUGCAUUCACCACUUAUCUCGCUGCUUACACGAGAAUGUCUUCGGA